Molecule: messenger RNA, 3426 nt
Organism: Paramisgurnus dabryanus
Lineage: Eukaryota; Metazoa; Chordata; Actinopteri; Cypriniformes; Cobitidae
Gene: clip1b
Product: CAP-GLY domain containing linker protein 1b
Biological process (GO): cytoplasmic microtubule organization; positive regulation of microtubule polymerization
Cellular component (GO): microtubule plus-end; nucleus; cell cortex
Molecular function (GO): microtubule plus-end binding
Source: RefSeq, a predicted model, not a curated record
UGUUUGGGUGCAGCUUUGUGUUGAACUGCCUCACCCACUAACAUCACAUCAUCACCACUCCUCUGAGAUCAUCAUCCAGAAACACACACACAUACUGUACACUGUAAACCUCUUUAUUUCCCACAUCACGGAGGAAUGAUUCACAUUAAAACACUUCAGGGAAUCCUUUCUGGUCAAUGCUCGGGGAGUUUGAAUUUUUUCCAAACCCUGCAGAAGUAGCACAUUUACGUGCAUAAAGCAGGGACAAUGAGUACAGGGAAGCCGAGUGGUAUUAAACCUCCCACCAAGAUCGGAAAAUCAGCGGUGCCGACCAAAACCUCACCCACUGCAGCUGGCCCCAAAGCAGCGACAUCUCCAACCUCCAAUACUGCUCAAGAAGCAGCGCCAGACUUCUCUGUAGGCGAAAGAGUUUGGGUCAAUGGCAACAAACCAGGCCAAGUGCAGUUUAUCGGAGGGACGCAGUUCGCACCGGGUCAGUGGGCAGGUAUCGUUCUGGACGAACCCAUCGGUAAGAAUGACGGUUCUGUGUCCGGAAUCCGCUACUUUCACUGCGAAGACCUGCGAGGAAUAUUCACUCGACCUUCCAAAUUGUCCCGCACUCCCGUGGCGGAGCGCGAUGCCAAUGGCGAGCAGGCAUCGGCCAGCAAGACCUCCACGAGUCAGGCGACUAACCAGACAUCCACCAGCCAGACCUCUCCUGCCAAAGCUGUUCAAGACACUCAAACUAUUAAUACACCCACGACCACUAAGACCUCAACAAACCUAACCAGGGCCGCCAGCGGCUCCACCUCCAAUCUGUCCGAAACCGAUUCAGCUAAGAAAUUACAACGGGAACUUAAAUUGGGUGAUCGCGUGCUGGUCGGUGGAACCAAAGCAGGUGUUGUGCGUUUUUUGGGUGAAACUGACUUUGCUAAAGGCGAAUGGUGUGGCGUUGAAUUGGAUGAGCCGCUUGGGAAGAAUGAUGGGGGAGUGGCGGGUGUGAGGUAUUUUCAGUGUCUGCCGAGGUAUGGCCUGUUCGCUCCCACGCACAAAGUCACCCGCAUCGGCUUUCCGUCCACAACACCGGCAAAAUCCAAAAGUUCGAGACGUAGGUCGACCCUAAAGCACAGCCCCAGCGCCUCCUCCGUGAGCUCCCUCAGCUCCGUGGCCUCCUCUGUCGGAGGCAAACCCAGCCGAGCAGGCCUGCUCACAGAAACGUCUGCACGUUAUGCGCGGAAGAUCUCGGGCACCACAGCACUUCAGGAGGCGCUGAAGGAGAAGCAGCAACACAUUGAGCAACUCCUGGCCGAGCGUGACAUGGAGAGGACGGAGGUGGCCAGAGCCACCAGCCAUGCUGGAGAAGUUCAGCAGGAACUGGCGCUGCUCAGGCAGGUUCAGGAACAGUAUACCCUUGAGAUGGAAGCCAAGAUGGACCAGUUGCGCAGACUUGUGGAAACUGCCGACAGAGAUAAAGUGGAGCUGAUGAAUCAACUGGAGGAGGAGAAAAGAAAAGUGGAGGACCUGCAGUUUCGUGUAGAGGAAGCUUGCAUUACCAAAGGGGACCUGGAGACGCAGACCAAACUGGAGCAUGCUCACAUUAAGGAACUUGAACAGAGUCUUCUCUUUGAAAAGACCAAAGCAGAUAAACUCCAGAGAGAGUUAGAGGACACUAGGGUGGCCACAGUGUCCGAACGCUCCAGGAUCAUGGAGCUGGAGAAAGAGGUGGCGGAUCUUCAGCUUCAGUUGAGAACUCUGCGAGCUGAGACCUCUAGAUCCGCCUCACCUCCAUUACAGGACAAAAAGAUCAAAGAUUUGAACAGUGAGCUAGAAAACAGACAGAAAGAAGUGCUUCUGUUCCAGCAGAAACUCAUCUCUUCUGAGCAGGAGAAGACCUCGCUUCAGCAACAGCUACAGGAUCUGAAACAAAAGCUUGAUGCAGUGUCAGAGGAAAAUAAUAAAGCUACACAAGCCAUGCAAGAGAUGGAGAGGAACGUUAAAGCGGAUAAAGAGAAGUUGGAUCAGGUGUCCAGGGAGAAGACAGAGCUGGAGAGGGAGGCGGUAGCCCAACAGCAGCGGGAAAAAGUGGAAUGUGAGGAGAGAGAGCGUCAGAUGAAUGAACUGGAGGAGAAGUUGGGCCGAACCGUGAAAGAGCUGAGCAGAACCGCAGAUCUGGAACGACAGGUUGCUGAACUGCAGGCCUACAAGGACCAAACUCAGUCUAUAGAGGAGCUGGAUCUCCUGAAACAGACGAACAAGGAGCUACAGACAGAGCUUGAAGCCCUAAAGCAGCAGAACUCUCAGUAUCAGGAAAAGUUGGGUGCAGAGACGCAACGCAUCGGAAACCUCUGCAAAGAAAUUGAGGAGCUAAAGCUGUCAGCCAAUCAGCAGUCUCAGAGGCAGGUGUCGCUCCAGGAUGAGAAAGGGAAGUUGGCUCUAGACCUGAACGUCAGUCGGCAGGAUGUCCACAUGCAGCAGAAGCGUAAGGAUGAACCUCUGACAAGCCAGCUGGAGAUUACAGAGAGGGAAAACUCCAAUAUGCCGAUGUCAGAUAAAGACAAAGAACUAGAGACGUUAAGAAAUGAGAUUGCAAUGUUGCGUGGGGAAAAUGCAACGGCCAAAACUCUCCAUUCAGCUGUAAAAUCUCUGGAAAGAGACAAAGCCCAGCUGCAGAGUCGAGUGAACAGCCUGGAGCAGAAACUGGAGGGACGACCGAAUGAAAUCGGACAGGAGAUAACAUCAGGUGAUGCUGCUAUUGACCGGCUAAGAGAAGAGAAAGAGUUUGCUGAGGGACAGAUCAACUUCCUCAACUCAGUCAUUGUGGAUCUCCAGAGGAAGAACGAGGAACUGAAAGUGAAGCUAAAGAAAAUAGCGUUGACUGAAUUCAAUGGAAACGAUGAAAACGACGGUCUUGGUGAGGCCAAAAAGAAGAAGAAAGCUCCCCCACGUGUUUUCUGUGACAUCUGCGACUGCUUCGACCUGCACGACACAGAGGACUGUCCCACCCAGACGCAGUCCCCAGACUCCCCUCCUCACACCAGCUACCGCGGGAGCCGCAGCGGUGAACGACCGUACUGUGACAUCUGUGAGGCGUUCGGUCACUGGACAGAUUCUUGCAACGAUGACCAAACCUUCUGAACCUCCCUUUGACCCUCUGCCUGGGUGCAGGCAAUGCACAGAUCGCUUUCGAACAGAUUACUUCAUAUUUUUAUAUACACUAUAUAUACAUUCAAACCUCUUGUACAUUCCCUUAAAAGUAUCCGUCUGAAUGAAGGCUAAGAUGUGCUGCAUUAAUGUUAUUGGAAGGUCUUAAUGACAAAAGAUAUUUCGGUGUUGUUAAUGCUGUUCUGUGUUUUUUACUGUUGUGUACACUGCAAAAAAUGAAUUUUGUCUUGUUUUUAGUAAAAAUAUCUUAAAAUUCUUAAAUCAAGAUGCUUUUUCUUGAUGAGC